AUGGCCUUGAUGGUCAAAAACAAAUUAGGGCUCAUUGAUGGAACGAUCAAGAAGCCAAGCGAUGAACAGAUUGAAGAACUACAACAAUGGAACCGAUGCAUCAACCUGGUGAAAACGUGGCUGCUUAGUUCCAUGUCCAAUGAGAUAUCGGGAAGCGUCAUACACUGCAAGGAUGCACGGCAGAUGUGGCUCGACCUGCAAGAUAGGUUUUCUCAUGUGAACAUCGUUCAAUUAUUUCAUAUAGAGAACGAAAUCCAUGACUGUGUGCAAAGUAAUAUGACAGUAAGCUCUUAUUUUACUAAACUUAAGAGUCUUUGGGAUGAACGUGAUGUCUUGUGUUCAAUCCCGGCAUGCCGUUGUGAGAUGAAGAAAGAGAUAGCGUCGUAUGUCGAAACUCAGAAAACGAUAAAGUUCCUCAUGGGCUUGAAUGACUCAUAUGCUACGGUUCGUAGCAACACUAUAUUGCUAGAGCCACUGCCCACAAUAAACAAAGCAUAUGCACUUGUCCUUCGACAUGAGAAACAAGCUGGAGUCUCGAGUGGAAAGAACAUUAUCCAACCAGAAGAAGCUUUGUUUGCUGUGAAGGGCGUUGGUCGAGAAACUAAGUCCGACGAUGAUGGGCAACGCUGUGGAAAGUGCUACAAGAUAAACCACAAUACAAAGAUUUUUCGUGCUCAUCUUAAAUGCACUUUUUGUGGUGGGAAAGGUCACACCUUUGACUUCUGUCACAAGAGAAAAACAGCUGCUGAAAAUGAGUCAAGUUGUUCCUUUUCUUCCAAAGGGAAUCAUGUUCCAUCACAUGACAAAAAUGAGGUGAUGCCUAGCUUUCCUUCUUCUCAGGAAGAUUGUAGGAAAAUUCUUCAAAUGUUGAACAAAAACAAGUCUUCCUUUGCCAAUCAAGUCGGUAAUUCCUCACAUGUUAAAGAGCUUUCAGGUAAAGCUUUCUCUUUUACAUAUAAUGGCAAAAAAGAUGUUUGGAUCCUGGAUAGUGGUGUUACGGACCACAUUGUUUGUAGUCUUGAUCUUCUCACGCAUUCAAGGCCAGUUGCGAAUCACAUUGUUGAAUUACCAAAUGGUUCGUUUGCCAAAGUCACCCACAUUGGACAAAUAAUCUUCUCACCCAAUCUCAUUCUUGAUAAUGUUUUAUGCAUACCACCUUUUAGGUUAAAUUUGAUAUCCAUUAGCAAGUUAGCAUAUGACUCAUUCUACAUCACCAUUGUUUUAAACCAUUACAGGACCUAUGCUCAGGGAAGAUGA
Molecule: messenger RNA, 1257 nt
Organism: Malus domestica (apple)
Lineage: Eukaryota; Viridiplantae; Streptophyta; Magnoliopsida; Rosales; Rosaceae
Source: RefSeq, a predicted model, not a curated record